UAGGUGGAGGUCACAAUAAAAUUUCGCUGGAGACCCCGAGUCAUCAUUCGAGUUCUCUAUCUCAGCAUGAAGCCGUACAUUUUCUUUACUUUCUGUACUCUUGGUCUUUGGUCGGCCCAAAAUGCCGAUGCCCAUGGACGUUUAAUGAAACCAUGCCAGCGAGGGUCUUUGUGGCGAUGCUACGGAAGAGACAGAUUUAAGGCAGACUACCGAGAUAUGGGACUGUUCUGUGGUGGAAAGAGGACCCAGUGGAAAAGAAACGAGGGAAAAUGUGGGAUAUGUGGCGACGCCUACGAUGCACAAGUAAAACCUCACGAGGCGGGUGGCCGCUACGCUACGCGCUUUAUCACAGAGACGUACACACAGGGACAACAAAUUGAUGUAAUGGUCGAGCUAACAGCUCCACACAGGGGAAAGUUCUUCUUUAAAAUAUGUAAGCAAACUGAUGAAAGCAAGGAGGUCACACAAGAAUGCUUGAAUAAAACUCCAUUAAAGGUGAUAGACAACGGAACAUACAAAGACUUUUAUGAAGUUAAAGCAACUACCUGGUCCAAACUUCCCAUGAAACUGCAACUUCCGCCCGAUUUUACCUGUGACCAUUGUGUUUUUCAAUGGUGGUACACGGCAGGUAAUUCCUGGGGACAAUGUCCGAAUAAAAAAUACAAACUUAGUUGCGGAGCACAAGAGACGUUCGUGAAUUGCGCCGACAUUAAGAUAUUGCCAAGCAGUGGCGGGGUCGACACUGCAACUCAAGCACCUGCAACAGUGAGACCAGCCACUGCAAUGCCAAUUACACAAGGCCCCGCAACAAAUAAACCGGCCACGGCACGUCCAGCGACAGCGCAACCAGCAACGCAAGCUCCGAUAACAGCAAAACCGAUCCCAGGGGAUAACUCUUGGUUAACAAAAUCACCUUCACUUCCACGUACGACACCCUUACCUAAUACCCAAACCACAACAUGCAACUGUACUGCCCCUUUUGUAAAAAAUGCCAUCUGCAAAGUCAAAACAAUUUAUGACGACUUCCUAGGACCGGAAUUUUGCGCGUUUCUUGUCAAAAAUGGAGCGAAUUUGUACCACGUAAAUCUUUUUUGUGAUUGCAAUUAACUUAUACCUACUUUAUUUUCUAAUCUAGCGAUUCAUGAAGAAAUUUAACAUUUACUGUUACAUUUUUUUGAAAGAAUAAUAUCAAAAGACUGUAAAUAAGGAAAUAAAAUUGCAA
Messenger RNA from Magallana angulata, 1222 nucleotides. RefSeq lists its product as uncharacterized. The record is from RefSeq and is a predicted model, not a curated record. The transcript is spliced from 4 exons. Lineage: Eukaryota; Metazoa; Mollusca; Bivalvia; Ostreida; Ostreidae. The coding region runs from base 67 to 1107 and encodes 346 amino acids.